GUUACCGGAACCCAGAGAAGCGGGCCGGAGAGCGAGUCUGUGGGUAUGGCAUUGUCUGGGAUGUCAAGCACUUCCAUAUCUAUCAGCCUUCCUGGAACCACCUCCAGAGAAUCAGCGGCAGAAAUUGAUUAUUUUAGGCUCAGGCAGCCGAAUGCACCACAUACUGGAAUUGAGAAGGGAGUUGCGGCAAUUCGUAUCCAAAGAACAUGGAGGUGUUACAAUAACAGAAAGCUUUUUAAACUUCUGAAACAUACAGCCCGUGCUGCAGAAACAAGCGCAUCAUACGGUAUUUUGAGGAAAAUCAGUCCUUUGGAAGCAGAACUAUUAAGGGAUCCUGGCAUGCAGUGUAAAGUUCGAUUCAGAUUUGCUGGUCAUGAGUUUCCACCUUUCAUUGUCUUUAAGAUUUUCCACCGCUCAGGUGCCUUUGGGAACCGAUACAUAUGUGGGAAGAGAAUACUUCAUCCUUCCAGUGAGGCUGCAGCUGAUGCCUGCAAGUUGAUGGGUCACAGAGCAUAUUAUGAUCAAAUGAUCUAUGAUGAACUGGAGUACCAGAAGCAUAAAAUCACAGAUAUAGUGGAUGUGGCUACUGUUAAAGACUAUGUUAAAUACAAAAGUCACCUUGAUGAGACCCCAGCAUAUCUUGGAGGCCGUGACAACUGCUGGAGAAGACUGUCUCUGAAAAAUAUGCCCAGGACAACAAUUAUGUACGAUAUAGUGGAAUAUGCUGAGUCUGGGGCCCUGUCAGAGAGACUGAAAGGAGAAAUGCAAUUACUUUUGCAGGUGCCUCGUACUGAAGAUCUGCAAGUGAGGCAGCUCAGCGCUAUCACACAGUCCAGAUCUCCUGGCCCUCCACCAUCACCAGUGUCCUCUGCCAACAAAACACCUCAGCGUCCCCCAUUGUUGUGGCACUCGGCGCGGCGUUCACAGAAGGCUCGUCUAAAGGCAGUCAAAAUGAAGAGACUGUAUAGCAUUAGAAAUGAAACAAAGGAACUCAUGGAUGACACUACAGAAGAGAACAGGCUGGAGUUCUCAGAAAGAACAAAUGCUGGGGAAAAGGUGCACAUUUCAGAUGAAGACUGGGAUGAAGAGGCAGAGAAACUUUAUAGAUGGAGCCAAGGGCUGUCUCUGGAUGAGAGUACAAUACCAUCCCCUUUACUCCAUUAAACUAAUUUUAACUGUACAACCAGCAAAAACAGUUAUUUGGGUGUUUUCCUGUAGAGCAGAUUGCUUUCAUGUGCUGCCCUGUCAGACUGUAUGAGAUGCAGUCAUCUUACUUCACUCAGGACAUCAAGGGUUGAUUAAGAUUAAAGGAAAACUAUACCCUCAGAAUCAA
Molecule: messenger RNA, 1333 nt
Organism: Xenopus tropicalis (tropical clawed frog)
Lineage: Eukaryota; Metazoa; Chordata; Amphibia; Anura; Pipidae
Gene: c2hxorf58
Product: chromosome 2 Cxorf58 homolog
Exons: 9
Source: RefSeq, a predicted model, not a curated record